Molecule: messenger RNA, 2124 nt
Organism: Heterobilharzia americana
Lineage: Eukaryota; Metazoa; Platyhelminthes; Trematoda; Strigeidida; Schistosomatidae
Source: the annotation of a GenBank genome assembly
AUGAAUACUCAUGUUACUCAACCAUUACAAAUAGAUGAAUGUAAUCAGCAUGAUACUAACAAUAAUAUGAAUAAUGACAGUAUUAUUUCAGAAGAUCUGUAUAAUCUUAUCUCUUCAAAUGAAUUAUCAUUGAAUAUGUUACAAAAUAUCGGUAGUAAUCUUUCAAGUCAUCAUAAUAUAUCCAGUAUAAAUUCUGAUUUCAGUCAGCUAGUUAUGUCCAACUGGAGAUUAUUUAGUGAACAAUACAAAUCAAUGAUAAUGAAAAUAUUGUCUAAUUAUACUAUUCAUUCUUCAAUCAAUUGUAUACAUGAAAAUGUAAAUCAUCAAUUAUCUACUUCAUCAGAUUAUUAUCAAUUGAAUUCGAUACCAGUGAAUACUUCAACUUAUCAGAAUUGGUCAUCUCAACCGUGUACAUUGAACAAUGAUAUAUAUACAAUAAAUAAACAUGAUACUAAAAUUAACAAUACAAACAUUCAUAUAUCAUCACAACAUAAUAUAGAAAGAAAAUCUAAUCAUAUAAAUAUAGAUCAUAUGAUGAAAAUAUUACCGGUUAAUAAUUCAUGUGUAUUCUCAUCAAAACCACCAUAUUCUUAUAUAGCACUAAUUGCUAUGGCAAUUAAAUAUGCACCAGGACAAAAAAUCACUUUAAAUGGAAUUUAUCGAUUUAUCAUGGAACAUUUUCCAUAUUAUCGAGAUAAUCGUCAAGGUUGGCAGAAUUCAAUACGCCACAAUUUAAGCUUGAAUGAUUGUUUUGUUAAACUGCCAAGAGAUAAAAGUAGACCAGGGAAAGGAAAUUAUUGGACUUUAUCAACAAAUGCAGAUGAAAUGUUUGAGCAUGGAAAUUAUAGACGUCGAAAAAGGCGUAAUAAAUCGUCAGUUUUUUCAGCAUCAACGCAACCAUUGUCGCCAUCAUUAGAUAGUCAACGAGAUAGAUCAUCUUUAACUAUUUCAAGGUUAUCAAAAUUUAUUAAUCUGUCUAAUGAAGUAGUAAUACUACCAACAGAAUGUGAUAUAAACUCAUCUGUUUCGUCGAUAUCUUCAUCAUCCUCAUCAUCCUCAUCAUCGACAACAUCGUCAACAUUAAGAAUUCCAAUCGAUCAAACUGUUAAACAACAUUUAUCCAAUUGUCGUCAAUAUACACCAGAAACAUCUGUCAUACACAAUGAAUAUGCAUAUCCUAAUAAUAAUAAUAAUAAUAAUAAUAAUAAUAAUAAUAAUAAUAAUAAUUUAUCAUAUGAAAACUUUACACGUUCAAUAAACUGGUUUAAUAAUCAACAGAAUACUAAUUAUACUCAACCAUCAUGGACUACUGAUAUUGACAAUUUAAGUAGUUAUAAAAAUCAUCAGUCAAUUAUGCGUCAUUUACCUUCAACUAUCAAAUUAUAUCCAAAUCUCUCCAAUAAUAAUAAUAAUAAUAAUAAUAAUAAUAAUAAUAAUAAUAAUAAUAAUAAUAAUAAUAAUAAUAAUAAUAAUAAUAAUAGUGGGAAUCAAUCCGAUGAAUGUAUAAACUCAUCUAUACCAAUCUGUUUACCAGAUUUUUCAAUUCAAUCUUUAAUUGGUAGUGAACAGGCGACAAACAGCUGUCAGUGCCUAGAAGAAGUUAUUCACAGUUGAAAGCUUAUGAUAAGAAGACAAGACUCUACUGUUCAAUAACCAUUCUCUUUGUAUUACACACCUAUACAUACUUGUUCACUUUCUAUUGGUGUCUGUGUGUGUGUGUGUGUGUGUGUGAAUGUUGUGAUUAUCUUACUAUUCUGUGAUCUAACUGAUAUUGUGUCACUGUUAACCUCUCCUAUUUGAUUUGUCUCUCCUCUUCUCUCUUGAGUUCCAGUCAUAAUAUAGAGAAAACGCUGAGUCUUAAGAGGGUGGUGUAUUUCGUUCGCUUCAGUCCUCUUUACAAUACCAUCAAUACAAUAACCACAACUGCCAGUACUAUUCCAUAAUAAAGCAAACUUUGUAAAUGUACGAUUUAGCUAAUUUUCACCUUCUUAUUCUUCGUCAGCAAAUUUGUUUAUGAUGAUAAAAAUAGCAUUUUUAAGUUGAUGAGUAGUCUAUUUUCUUUUUGGUUUGAUCCCGUUGGGUACUAGUCAAGAUAUGCAAGUCUUAUGUGCUAGGGAUGUCAAG